CUUAGUGUCCCGGAAGAGCAGCGAGAACUCCUUUGUUUAGCCGCCUUUCUCUUGUGCGAUCGGUGAUCCAAAACUGAAACCGCAAGUAUCACCAGCAGCUAUUCGGAACAAAAAGCAAGAGCCAUCGCAUUCUCUGCCGUUUCCACUAUGGAGCUGCUCUCCGACCAGGGUCUGCGCGUGGACGGGCGGCGCGCACACGAGCUCCGUAACGUCGAGUGCCGGCUGGGCGUGUUUGGCCGCGCCGACGGCAGCGCCUACCUGGAGCAGGGCAACACCCGUGUGCUGGCCACCGUGUACGGGCCGCACGAGGCGCGCGCCGCGCAGCGCCGACACGACGUGGCCAGCAUCAACUGUCAGUACCGACAGGCAGUGUUCAGCGGCUGGGAGCGCGGCCGGCGCGCCGGCGGCGGCGGCGACCGGCGCGCCCAGGAGCUCGGUGCGCUGCUCCAGAACACACUGGAGAGCGUGGUGCUGGUGGAGCUGUACCCCCGCUCCCAGAUCGACGUCUACGUGCAGGUGCUGCAGGCGGACGGUGGUACGUACGCCACCUGCGUCAACGCCGCCACUCUGGCUCUCAUCGACGCCGGCGUGGCUCUGCGCGACUACGUGUGCGCGUGCUCGGCGUCCGUGCUGCGGGACCAGCCCCUGGUCGACCUCAACUCUCUGGAGACCUCCGGGGCUCCCGAGCUGACUGCCGCCUUGCUGCCCCGCUCCGGGAGACUCCCGCUGCUCGAAAUGAGCCAGCGGUUCCACGUGGAUAAGCUCGGGGAGCUCUUGGAUGUGGCUGAAACUGCGUGCAGGGAUGUGCAUACGAUUCUGAACCGGGCGGUGCGGCGACAUGUUAGCGCCAGGUCCAGUGAGAAGUGAUGGGAGGAGGGAAUGGGAACGGGGGUGGAUCGGACGGGAGGCGGUGGGGACGGAUGGGUGGGAACUGUCUUGGGGGAUAUUUUGGGUGAAGAACGGGGUGUUGUUUGGUUAAUGAAAACAUGCAUGUGAGAAACGGCAUCUCAAUCGCCCGCUGGAUAGCAGCGUUCACUGAUCACGUCGGUGAGCGCCGAGCGGUAUCUGGAUUCGCUCGGAAUAUGCUGUGAAACUGGCGACACCUGCUAUUGCCUAACUACAUCCGCGCCCACUGGCGGCGCCACUGAAGUUGUAGGUCUGUUUGACCCACGGAGUACCGUUGAGGACAGGGACCAACUCUCCCGGUACGCACUUGAAAAGCAUGCUUGAUGAAUCCGAAAACUCCAGCAUCACCUGUAUUCUGCUUACGCUACUUUGCGCUGCGUUUCCUUGUCAGCAGCAGCUGAAUGAACGAAGUCUGAUAUUUACGUACGUGUUUUGUACAAUAAAGAUCGUUGAUUGUUA
Molecule: messenger RNA, 1365 nt
Organism: Amphibalanus amphitrite
Lineage: Eukaryota; Metazoa; Arthropoda; Thecostraca; Balanomorpha; Balanidae
Gene: Ski6
Product: exosome complex component RRP41-like
Exons: 3
Coding region: 148-867 (239 amino acids)
Biological process (GO): rRNA catabolic process; nuclear mRNA surveillance; poly(A)-dependent snoRNA 3'-end processing
Cellular component (GO): nuclear exosome (RNase complex); nucleolus; cytoplasmic exosome (RNase complex)
Source: RefSeq, a predicted model, not a curated record